UCGUAGAGAUCGGUCCGCUGAAAUUUCCUUCUAAAAAUAAUAUCCACAAAACGAGAGGAGAGCAAAAAUUCAAAGCGUGACCCACAUUGAAAGCUGUGAAUAUGUCAACCGUACAGACCGUUCUGGGCACCAUUACUCCCAACCUGCUGGGUCGAACUUUAACCCACGAGCAUGUCGCCCUCGAUUUCGAGCACUUCUACCGCCCGCCGCCGCCGGAUUUUGAGAGCGAACUCAAGGCGAAGAUCAGCAUGUCCACGCUGGGCUAUGUUCGCCUGUAUCCGUAUUCCAGCAAGGAGAAUGUCCGCUUCUACGAUGGAGAAGCCCUCGAGGCGGCCAAGAAGGAUGUGCUGCUCUACAAGAAGCACGGUGGCGGCAGCAUUGUGGAGAACAGCAGCUAUGGCCUGAAACGCAACCUGGAGUUCAUUGUGGAGCUGGCCAAGAGCACUGGUGUUCACUUUAUUGCCGGCACCGGGCACUACAUCCAUGCCAUGCAGGAUGCCAGCCAUGCCAGCUUAACCGUGGAGCAGAUGAGCGACUUGUACUCCAAGGACAUCAUCACUGGACAGCAGGUCAAUGGCCAGAUGGUCAAGUGCGGAUUCAUUGGCGAGGUGGCCAGCGUGUAUCCCAUUCAUGAUUUUGAGAAAAAUGCCAUUAAGGCGGCCGGCGAGAUCCAGGAAGUUCUUGGCUGUGGCGUUUCCAUGCAUCCGCAUCGAGUUACCAAGGCUCCAUUUGAGAUCAUGCGGCUUUACUUGGAGGCGGGUGGACGAGCUGACAAGUGUGUCAUGUCGCAUUUGGAUCGCACCAUUUUCGACAUCGAUGAGCUGCUGGAGUUCGCCAAGCUGGGCUGCUACAUUCAGUACGAUCUCUUUGGAACCGAGUGCUCCUUCUAUCAGCUGAACACCAGUGUGGAUAUGAUAUCCGAUGGCCAACGAAUCGAAAAUCUGACAAAGCUGAUUAAGGAGGGUUUGGUGGACAAGCUGCUCAUGUCCCACGACAUCCAUACAAAACAUCGAUUGACCUCCUAUGGCGGUCAUGGCUAUCAUCACAUUCAUACCAACAUUCUGCCCAGAAUGUUCGAUCGCGGUGUUACUUUGGAGCAAGUGGAGCAAAUGACAGUCACAAAUCCUGCAAACUGGUUGGCCUUCGACCCCUAAAGCUACAAAUUGUUGUUUUUUUUGGUAGCAUCUCGUAUCAUGUUAUUCUUGCUGAUAAGAUUAGCAUGGUUCUUUUGGCAAUAAUAAAUGGGCGUGUCUACGAGCACGAGCUAA
Messenger RNA from Drosophila santomea, 1268 nucleotides. RefSeq names its product phosphotriesterase-related protein. Gene Ontology annotation, biological process: catabolic process. The transcript is spliced from 5 exons. The record is from RefSeq and is a predicted model, not a curated record. Lineage: Eukaryota; Metazoa; Arthropoda; Insecta; Diptera; Drosophilidae. Bases 102 to 1154 code for a protein of 350 amino acids. Gene Ontology annotation, molecular function: zinc ion binding; hydrolase activity, acting on ester bonds.